Messenger RNA from Cheilinus undulatus (humphead wrasse), 2165 nucleotides. It is a transcript of the gene mafba, whose product is annotated as v-maf avian musculoaponeurotic fibrosarcoma oncogene homolog Ba. Gene Ontology annotation, cellular component: nucleus. Gene Ontology annotation, biological process: regulation of transcription by RNA polymerase II. The coding region runs from base 487 to 1701 and encodes 404 amino acids. The transcript has a single exon. Lineage: Eukaryota; Metazoa; Chordata; Actinopteri; Labriformes; Labridae. The record is from RefSeq and is a predicted model, not a curated record. Gene Ontology annotation, molecular function: DNA-binding transcription factor activity, RNA polymerase II-specific; RNA polymerase II cis-regulatory region sequence-specific DNA binding.
GCAGGCUCCGAGCGCAGUCUGCUGGAUACCAGAGAGUGGGAGAGAGCGAGAGAGGCGAGCCUUUGAAUCUCUGCGGUGCAGAGCUGGAAAAGCUGCUUCUCAGCGAAAUUCAGACGCCCUAUUUACUCCGCUUAUUCGUUCCUUUUCUGUAUUUUUUUUUUUCCUGGAGAAAAAAAGGGACUUACUACGAAGACGUUGCAACGAGGACUGGUUCCCGUCUCAGCGAUCAGACGUGGUAUUUCCUUCAUUAUUAAUAUUAUUAUUUAUGUUGUUGUUUUUGUGAAUGCGCUUCUACUGAAGGGACUGAGGUUUUACUUUUGCACUGAGACGCAUUGCUUUCUACCUCCUGCCUGGUCUCGCUGCCAGAUUAUCCCAGCAGAAGUAGGCUAUAUGACGCAAACCGUGCGCAGAGCAUUAGUCUGAAAGUUUUUCCUCCACUACUUUUUUCUUUUUUUCUUUUUUCCUCCACCAAUCACACGGUGUUUCAUGCUACAGCAAGUCAGUGUGCAGCGGUGGAGGAUCCCAAAGAACGAUUGCAUGAAACAAGAAAGGAGAGAAGAGACACUGAUUAAUAAGUCAGUUUUUGCGACGCUCGCAUAUCUGCAGAAAAGUCGCGACAACAACAUGAGUGCAGAGCUGAACAUGGGCCCGGAGCUACCCAGUAGCCCCCUGGCUCUGGAAUAUGUCAAUGACUUUGACUUGAUGAAGUUUGACGUGAAGAAGGAAGCCCUGGCCGGGCUGGAGCGCAACGCUGUGCGCCAAUGUAACCGUCUCCAACCCCAAGGCUCUGUGUCCUCCACCCCCAUCAGCACACCGUGCAGCUCGGUGCCCUCUUCACCCAGCUUCAGCCCCACGGAGCAGAAAAACCACCUGGAGGAGCUGUACUGGAUGCCGAACAGCGGGUACCACCAGCAGCUGGACCCGCAGACCCUGUCCCUGACCCCAGAGGACGCGGUGGAGGCCCUGAUUGGAGCCACAGCUCACGGCCACCCUCCGCCUCCGCACGUCCAGCAGCAACUGCAGCAGCAAGGCGCCUUUGAGGGCUACAGGGGCCCGCAUCACCACCACAGCCACCACGGCCACGGCCAGCAGCACCACCACCCAUACGCUGGGGGCAUCUCUCACCACGCCGAGGAGCUGUCCGGGCACCCGGGCGCGCACAACCACCCACACAGCCAGCACCACCAUCACCACAGCCAGGACCCCGACAGCCCGUCCCCGGUGUCCCCAGAGUCCCACCAGCCGCUCCAUCACCACCGCCACCAUCACCACCACCAUCCGCACGGCCACCUGAGUCAGUCCGGGGGGCACCACGGCUCCGGGGGCGGCCUGAACGUGGAGGACCGCUUCUCCGACGACCAGCUGGUGUCCAUGUCGGUGAGGGAGCUCAACAGACACCUACGGGGCUUCACCAAGGACGAGGUCAUCCGCCUCAAGCAGAAGAGGCGAACCCUGAAGAACCGGGGCUACGCGCAGUCGUGCAGGUUCAAGCGCGUGCAGCAGAAGCACGUGCUGGAGAAUGAGAAGACGCAGCUGAUGAACCAGGUGGAGCAGCUGAAGGCGGAGAUCAGCAGGCUGGCGCGGGAGAGGGACGCCUACAAACUCAAGUGCGAGAAACUGACGGGCUCAGGGGCCAAUAACGGGUUCCGCGAGGCCGGCUCGACCAGUGACAACCCUUCAUCACCAGAGUUUUUCAUGUGAGUCUUCAUCGCCUUUUUCUUGUGAACAAACUUUCCCCCAAAACUCUUUUCUUUCUCCACAACUGACUGAUGCGCAAAACUACACCUCCCACCCUGUUUAUGAUUCUACUAAUAACAGUAUCAAUUAUAUUCAUAUUAGAAGAAUAACCAUCAAAUAGUAUUCUCAUAUAUACUCAUCUCUCCAUCCACGUGUCAGCUGAGAUACAAAGAGCAACGUAGAGAGUCUGAUCAGCAGCAUCUUUGUAGAUUAGUUGCUUGUAGUGAAGAGACUUUUUCCUUCUUCAGAGAAGAGGAUCGGCUGAUGAACUUUUUUUUUUUUCUUUUCCUAUGAGGCUUUGAAAUAUCUGUAAGUAGUGUGGGGAUGUUGCGAGGCAUUUGUCUUGUAAUUUUUGUGUCUUCAAAAAUACAUGGCAUUGUUCUAAAACGAGUAGGCCUCGCAGCCUGCAACACAUUCAAACAAGUGGG